Sinocyclocheilus rhinocerous is the source of this 3666-nucleotide messenger RNA. RefSeq names its product v-ets avian erythroblastosis virus E26 oncogene homolog 1 (gene ets1). Gene Ontology annotation, biological process: regulation of transcription by RNA polymerase II; cell differentiation. Lineage: Eukaryota; Metazoa; Chordata; Actinopteri; Cypriniformes; Cyprinidae. Gene Ontology annotation, cellular component: nucleus. Bases 231 to 1529 code for a protein of 432 amino acids. The record is from RefSeq and is a predicted model, not a curated record. Gene Ontology annotation, molecular function: DNA-binding transcription factor activity, RNA polymerase II-specific; sequence-specific DNA binding. The transcript is spliced from 8 exons.
GAACCGCCCUGGACCGGGGCAACUAACAGAGGGAGGGAAUGAAAGAGUGAUUGAGAUAGAACGGAGAAAGAGAGAAGGAGGAAAAGAGACGCUCCAGUACUUCAGAGAUCGGACCUUGUUAAGGGGAAACCGGUGUCAUUUCUAAGAAACUCCAGGCACAUAGACGGAUUUGGAGGACACAUUUGGGACUAAAAACAUCCAAACUGACUUUGUGCAUUGAAUGCGUGACAAUGACAGCAGCUGUCGAUAUUAAGCCGUUAACUAUAAUAAAAUCUGAAAAAGUAGACGAUCUGGAGUGUGCAGAUGUUCCCUUAUUGACUCCAGGAAGUAAAGAAAUGAUGUCACAGGCUCUUUUGGCCACAUUCAGCGGCUUCACCAGGGAGCAACAGCGGCUCUCCAUCCCAAAAGACCCCCGUCAGUGGACAGAGGCCCACGUUAGAGAAUGGUUGACCUGGACAGUAAAUGAGUUCAGUCUGAAGAAUGUGGACUUCCAUAAGUUCAGCAUGGACGGAGCCAAUCUCUGUGCACUGGGCAAAGAGCGAUUCCUGGAUCUGGCACCAGACUUUGUGGGCGACAUCCUCUGGGAGCAUUUAGAGAUGCUGCAGAAAGAAGACCCGAAGCAUUUCCCUGUCAGCAGUCUGACCUCCAGUUUCCAGGAAUCCCGCUACCCCUCAGACUACUUCUUCAACUAUGGCAUAGAACAUCCUCAGUGUGUCCCUCCGUCAGAAUACUCCGAGCCGAGCUUCAUCACUGAGUCCUACCAGACCCUCCACCCGAUCAGCUCAGAAGACCUGCUGUCGCUCAAAUACGAGAGCGAGUAUCCCAACGUGAUACUGCGAGACACACCUCUCAAUCCACUGCAGGGAGACUACUUCUCAGUCAAACAGGAAGUUGUGUCACCUGACAACAUGUGUGUGGGUCGCAUUAGCAGAGGUAAGCUGGGAGGUCAAGAUUCGUUUGAGAGCAUUGACAGUUUCGAGAGCUGCGACAGGCUGACGCAGUCCUGGAGUAGUCAGUCGUCAUUCAGCAGCCUACAGAGAGUUCCCUCCUACGACAGCUUCGAUUCGGAGGACUAUCCCACCGCACUGCACGGACACAAACCAAAGGGUACCUUCAAAGACUACGUACGGGAGCGCUCGGAACUCAGCAAGGACAAACCGGUCAUCCCGGCGGCUGCGCUCGCUGGCUACACAGGCAGCGGACCCAUCCAACUCUGGCAGUUUCUGUUGGAGCUCUUGACAGACAAAUCCUGCCAGUCCUUCAUCAGCUGGACUGGAGACGGCUGGGGGUUCAAGCUUUCUGACCCUGAUGAGGUGGCACGCAGAUGGGGCAAGAGGAAAAACAAGCCCAAGAUGAACUACGAGAAGUUGAGUCGCGGUCUGCGCUACUACUACGACAAAAACAUCAUCCACAAGACGUCCGGCAAGCGCUACGUCUACCGCUUUGUGUGUGACUUGAAAAGCUUGCUGGGAUACACUCCCGAAGAGCUCCUCACCAUGUUAGACGUCAAGCCCGACUCGGAUGAGUAAACUUCGGACAAAAGUUUGGGAAAAAAAAAAAAAGGCUGAAAAAGUCCCUCACAGACCCUGGAAAAGAAAACGGGGCGACCAUUUUCGGGUCCAAUCACAUUCCAUCUUAACACUUAGUCGUGGUCCAGUCUUGUGUUGAGCUCACAUGGGAAGGAAACAAAAGAAGCAUCGGGACAUUUACCAAAGUUUAGAAUCCGUAGACUUUGCGCGUCUGUAUUGUUUAUAGCUCUGCAGGAAGGGAAAACUCUAAGUUCUGUUUUGACCCAGUAGCACAAACACCAGGAAGGAACAGAGGACAAUUAGAUGGACAUUUCUUGGACUGAAUGCUCCUGUUAUUAAACACGUUGCCAAAAUUAGAGACAAGAGGAAUAUCGCGGAAAUAUUUACGAUUGAGUUACAUACUGUUUCUGUCUCCUCGCAUACACAACCACGAGGAAGAGUUCUCAGCCGGACCAAAAUAACAAAGGUUUUUUAUUUGUUUUGAUAGUUUCUUAAAGAUCUAUAUGUGUCAGUAUUAAUUUGUUGUAUUGCGAUGCUGUCCGGACAGAGAUUGCACCAUUUUGUACAUUUCCAUAUGAAGGUUUAUUGAAGUCAAACUGUGCUUAGAUAGUCUCUCCGCUUCUUUUAAGGUCACGGUCGGUUACGGCUUGUUCUUACCACAGUGUCCAUAGCUGAAAACGCAGUUUUUGAUCACCAGAUCAAAAUAGACACCAGAGUACCGCCCUUUUCAGUUGAAAGAGACGUACCUCAGUCAAACUGAGAGUGUGAGUGAGAGACGCAAAUGAAAGCGGCCGUUGGCUUCUCAACGGUGACACGCUUGUGGUGAAAACGAGGUGUCGUUUUAUCACUUGUAUUAAGACAAAAGACAUCAAACAUUUCUUGCCUCGGUUUCUUUGUACGUGAAGGGUUUUUGCCAAAGCUUUGCCUUAAUAUAGCACAUUGCGUUUAUGAACUUACCGUGUUUUCUCAAGGUUGACUGAAACGUGUGGGUUGGUGACAACUGAAAUGUCACUCAACCGGGCCUCAAACGGUUCGCUGGCAGCGCUAGAAGCCAUAAAGCCGAGACGUUUGAGAAGAGCGAUGUGAGGCCUUUUAACUUUGAGACAGACGUGGCGGCGUUAGCCAUGUUGAAAAGUGCACACUUCAGCAUGCGUCUGGAUUGGCAAAGUACGUGAGAUGGAUUCUGCAGCAGAAACCAAGGCUCCGUUGGGCUGCGUUUGAUUUUCCUGAUGGUUUGUGAAAGUGUUACCGUUAGUGGCUGAUAUAAUGUUAAGAUUGGAGGAAGACCAGAUCGUGCUGAGACUUUGGGCAGCUUUAAAGAUGAUGAUGUGUGCUGCUACUGGCUAACAAGCGUCACAAGAUCAUAACCGAAAAUGGGAGUACGUUUCAGAAUGGUUCGUUUAACUGCAGUAUUAUGGACUAUUUUAGUCAUUGCAGGGUGUAACUUAAGCCAGUGUUAUAUUACAGUGUCCAUGAAAUGAAUAACGUACUUUAAAUUUAGCUAUUUGGAGAAACUGCACAUGAAAUGUCAAAUCUGUUACCGGUAUUUUCAAUACUUUACAGGUUAAAAAACCGAAUGGCAGCAACAUUCAGUUUGUGUUUUCUUCAGCACAGCAUUUCAGUCUGUGGGAAGUGUCUCGAACACGAGACCUUGUGGGAAAAGCCAAAGUAAAGAACGUUGAUCUAGGAAAACAAAUCGUAUUGUUUACAGUGGCAGAACGCUACCCAUCCUGAUUGGUGUAGCUUUGGAAUUGUCUAUUUUUACAGAUAACAUUUCAUAAAACGGCUAGAUUAAACCAUAAACUGGGAACACAUUCAUGAGAGCUCAGAAUAAAAGUCUUUAAUUCAGAGAUGAGCGGGUUUCAGUCGCAACCGUCCUGCCGUGAACAGCAACAACAAAAGUGCUACAUCACCUGAACAAUCAGUUUGUAGUGUUAAAAGUCUCUUUGGAAUAACAAGAAGAAAGCGUGAGUUUGUUAAAACCACAAAAGAUAGCCAGCAUGACUUUUUUUUAUUAUUAUUAUUUGACAAGGUCCAAAUCAUAAUGUAGUCUUUGCCUUGAUUAUAAAAGUGGUGCAUUUUGUGUGAAAAUGAACACUUUUGACAGAUACAUACAUGCAUAUUCAUAUUGACGAGU